Messenger RNA from Solanum dulcamara, 1403 nucleotides. Its product is annotated as actin-58. The record is from RefSeq and is a predicted model, not a curated record. Gene Ontology annotation, cellular component: cytoplasm. The transcript has 5 exons. Bases 106 to 1239 code for a protein of 377 amino acids. Lineage: Eukaryota; Viridiplantae; Streptophyta; Magnoliopsida; Solanales; Solanaceae.
AACCCCUCCAAUUUUUCUUCUAUUUCCUCCAAUAAGGAAUACACAAAAAAAGAAGAAGAAAAAAAAGUCUCUAAGAUUCCAAUCUCCCAAAGGAAGUAACAUAAGAUGGCAGAAGGCGAGGAUAUUCAACCACUCGUCUGUGACAAUGGAACAGGAAUGGUCAAGGCUGGGUUCGCGGGAGAUGAUGCUCCACGAGCUGUAUUCCCUAGUAUUGUUGGUCGUCCUCGUCAUACUGGUGUGAUGGUUGGUAUGGGUCAAAAAGAUGCUUAUGUAGGAGACGAAGCUCAAUCAAAGCGAGGUAUCUUAACCUUGAAGUAUCCAAUUGAGCAUGGUAUUGUUAGCAAUUGGGAUGAUAUGGAGAAGAUAUGGCAUCAUACAUUCUAUAACGAGCUUCGUGUUGCACCAGAGGAGCAUCCUGUUCUUCUAACUGAAGCUCCUCUUAACCCGAAAGCUAAUCGUGAAAAAAUGACACAGAUUAUGUUUGAGACUUUUAAUACUCCAGCUAUGUAUGUUGCUAUACAAGCUGUUCUCUCUCUGUAUGCCAGUGGUCGUACCACCGGUAUUGUGUUGGACUCUGGUGAUGGUGUGAGCCACACUGUCCCAAUUUACGAGGGGUAUGCCCUUCCACAUGCCAUUCUUCGUCUUGAUUUGGCAGGUCGUGACCUGACUGAUCAUUUGAUGAAGAUCCUAACGGAACGUGGUUACUCAUUCACCACGACAGCUGAGCGAGAAAUUGUGAGGGAUGUAAAAGAAAAACUGUCUUACAUAGCCUUAGACUACGAACAAGAACUAGAUACUUCAAAGACUAGCUCUUCUGUUGAGAAGAGCUAUGAGCUUCCUGAUGGUCAAGUUAUUACCAUUGGUGCUGAACGUUUCCGUUGCCCUGAGGUCUUAUUCCAACCUUCACUGAUCGGAAUGGAAGCAGCUGGAAUCCACGAGACCACAUACAACUCGAUCAUGAAAUGUGACGUUGAUAUUAGAAAGGACCUUUACGGUAACAUAGUGCUGAGUGGUGGUACUACCAUGUUCCCAGGUAUUGCUGAUAGAAUGAGUAAAGAAUUAACUGCAUUAGCUCCAAGCAGCAUGAAGAUUAAGGUUGUUGCACCACCAGAGAGGAAAUAUAGUGUAUGGAUUGGAGGUUCUAUUUUGGCUUCCCUCAGCACCUUCCAACAGAUGUGGAUUGCAAAGGCAGAGUACGACGAAUCAGGUCCAUCAAUUGUCCACAGAAAAUGCUUUUGAUUUUCCUGAAGACAACAACAUUGACAAGACUGGAGCGGAAUGCAGCUUGUGAUAUUAUUUUCUGUAUUUGUUCUUCUCAUUUUCUAUGGCAAAAAAGUUGAUUGUUUCAUCAUCUUAAUUCUUUUAUAUUUAUUCAAUUACUAAGUUUCAACUGUUCCAUAAUA